Molecule: messenger RNA, 1410 nt
Organism: Ananas comosus (pineapple)
Lineage: Eukaryota; Viridiplantae; Streptophyta; Magnoliopsida; Poales; Bromeliaceae
Product: UPF0481 protein At3g47200-like
Exons: 1
Coding region: 35-1354 (439 amino acids)
Source: RefSeq, a predicted model, not a curated record
CUUGCCGCCAGAAGUUACAUUUUAAGAAGUUCAGAUGGGAGACGAUUACGGAGAUUCAAGUGUACAAACGACCAACUUGGCUAUGGCUUUCGUCGAUCAAACUACAGCAGAAUGCAGUGUGCUUGUUUCUACGAUGAAGGAGAUCAAUGAGAAGGUACGAGCAGAGACUGAAUUGCGCAAGACCCUCAUACAAAAGGUCCCCGAUCCUCUUCGAAGUAUCGAGAAUGGCGCCGAGUACUUCAACCCCAAAAUAGUGGCGAUUGGCCCCUACCACCGAGGCGAUCCACAAGUGCAGCCAAUGGAAGAGAUCAAGAAGGCGGCCGCUUGUGACUUCUGCAAUAGCCCAAGCCACUCCGCCGAAGAGUUUUACACAAAAGUUGGGGAAGUCGCCGGCGAGGCUCGGAGUUGCUAUGCGGACCGAUUUGAGGACAUGAUCAGUGAAAAGGAGUUCACCGACAUGAUGUUCUUUGAUGGCUGCUUCCUGUUGGAGUUCAUUUCUCGUGACUCUCGGCCUUCUUCGUUCCUCAAAAGAUGGAUGACCACCCGUGACUACCGGUAUAACCUGAUCUUCAGGGACUUGAUGUUGUUAGAGAACCAGAUUCCGUGGGUGGUGCUAGAGGCCCUCAUGAGUUUGAGGCCCGUACCCAUUAAUGAAUUUAUCCAACUUUUUCCCGUUACCGCGGAUGUCGACUUCAAUGGCCUGCUCACCAAGGGCGAGGGUAGCGGCCAUAAGCCCUGCCACCUAUUGGACCUCGUGCAUGAGAGAUACCUCGGCCCCAAGAUGGAGCAGAAAGACAAAAAUGUGGCGUCUGGUAUGUCGUUCUUCAGCUCUGCCACGGACCUCGCGGAGGUUGGUGUUCGAAUCCGUGCCAGCAAAACGUUCCACUUCCGGGAUAUUAGCUUCCACAGGGACUUGCUCUUCGGGCGGCUGUCCCUCCCCCCGAUCGUAAUCGAUGAUCUGACCCCGGUCCUCAUAGCGAACAUGGUGGCGUUCGAAUGGUGCACUGUGGACGAGUCUGACUACGGGGUUGGCUCUUACCUCUCCCUGCUGGCUCUCCUCAUGAGCGGGGAGGAGGACGUGAAGGAGCUGAGAUCAAAGAUGAUAAUGCGUAGCCUUCUCAGCGACCGCCGGACCCUUGACUUCUUCGAGUCCCUCUCCCCCCACCUACUACCUGGCGACAGCUACACGCACGUGCUUGUGUGCCUCAACGACUACUACAGGAAGAGAAGGGUGAGGGUCCUCGUUCACAAGUUCAUCUACAAAAACUUCAAAUUCAUUUUGGCUGCUACAUCGGCUGUUAUCUUCUUCGUCACCAUUCUCCAAACCAUCUUCACCGUUUAUCCUCGCAAAUGAUCGGUCGAUCAUAAGCACGUGCGCGCGCACGCACAAGUUAAUUAAUUGUAAGCUAU